This is a messenger RNA of Pelecanus crispus (Dalmatian pelican), 861 nucleotides long. The record is from RefSeq and is a predicted model, not a curated record. Lineage: Eukaryota; Metazoa; Chordata; Aves; Pelecaniformes; Pelecanidae.
UUUGCUUUGAAGUAUGGCUGCCAAGCUGCAUUUAAACAAAGCAGCAGUGGAGAUGCAUCAGAAACAGACCCUCCCAACUUCAUUCAAAAGCAAGCUGUUGAUGUAGUGACUGAUAUUAACAUGCUCAGGGUGUUCAAGACUUUUAUUGAGACCACACCACAGCUUUUUGUCCAGAUUUACAUCCUCAUGGAACAUGGCAAAAAUAAUUUCUUUCAAUAUGCUGCCAUUAUUAUGUCUUUUUGUGGUAUCUCCUUUUCAAUGGUUGAUUACCAGAUAUCAUUACGAAAAUCUCUGCCUGAUAAAGAUGAAUUUCAUGUGCUUCCCAAGGCAGUGUAUCUCUUCUAUAAACUGCUUACCAUCACUUCUUGGAUACUCAGUAUUUCACUGAUCACUCUCCUAAGUGUUAAAAGUUCUGUAAUUCUGCUGAUAUUUCUUUGGAUCUGUGGCUUCACCUGGACUUUGAAACAACAUACGACAUUUUGCAAAUCUAAGAAGAUGGAAUACCUGUACAGAACUGUUGUUGGAAUAAUUCUAAUUUUUACCUUUUUUAACAUAAAGGGGAGAAAAACAAAAGUUUGCAUUUUUAUUUAUUAUGCUACUCACACUGUUGUUUCUCUAGGUAUUUUGUUUGUAUAUAUGUUCUGGAAACCUUCCAUUAUGGAGGAAAUACAUUUUACAAUCGUGAGCAUCCUAACUAUUCUUAGUCUGGUGUUAGGUAUUAUUUUUCUUGUUGUUUAUUAUAGGCAUUUUCAUCCCACUGCUUAUUGCAGACCACAGGCGUGUUCAGAUGAAGUUGAUGGAGAGGCAGGACAAAAAGGUAGAAUGGAAAUCGGUAGAUUUCAAAAUUUCAUAAUGCAGUGA